AGUCGACAUGUGGAACCCCGUCGCUGUGCUCGCCAUACUCCUGGCGGCUGCUCCUGCGAGCGUGCUGUGCACUGAUGCCGCCUGCUCCCCCGAAGAAAUGGAUGAUCCACAGAUCAAAUGCGCAUGUGUCCUGAAAGGGUACGGUUCAGAAGAGGACAAAGCGCAGUGUUUGGGACUCGAAACUGUCGAGGGACGCCAGCUGGAGCGAGUGAAGCGGUGGAUCUUUCGAGAAUCCAACAGCAACACAGGCCAGUGCAACAACCAGAACAACACGGUGUCCUGCGCGGAGACGUCUGCCAACGAUGGAACACAUCAGCAGCGGCCCAGUUUGGUGGACCGGGUUUGCGAACCCGGGAGGAUCUUCAUGCAGGACUGCAACACCUGCCAGUGCAACACCCAAGGCACCGCAGCUAUCUGCACGCAGAAGGUGUGCCACGAAAACUGCCGUCCUGGAAGCAUCAAGUUCGUUAACUGCAACGUCUGCUUGUGCCACGGGCACAAGUGGAAGUGCACCAACAUGAACUGCCCGCCAGAGCGAAAUCCGACGCUCUGCCCAUCAUCAGCGAUCAACGAUCACCCCGCCUGCAGACAAGGACGGAGAUACAAGAGAGAACUACGAACAGAAACAUCCACCAAGUCCUACGUGUGCUUGGGCGAAAAGUCUCAUCUCAAGAACUGCAACACUUGCAGACCGCCAGGCUGCCAGCCAAAUGUAGGCCAACCAAAACCCUUCACUACAACAGUACGAACGCCGCCAGUCUGCCUACCAGAGAAGUCGUACCUGAAGAACUGCAACACCUGCCGCUGCCCCGAUGGCUCAGGCUACCCCUGUAACUCGGGCAAUUGCCAGCGGGGCGUGAUGUUGAAGCCGGCCAGUCUGUGGCCUAGUCUGAGGCGCAGCGCCCAGCGGCGCCAGCCACAGCCAGAACUGGAGGAGGUCGACUACUCACAGACACUCGUUAAGGGCCGCGCGCAGCUCCAGAGCGCCGAGCAGCGCCAGCCACAGCGAGAACCGGAGGAGGUCGACUACUCACAGACACUCGGUUUCCGAAGGAAGCGAAGCCCCCAGAUAUCUUGGAGAGAGCGACCUCGGCCAAGAUGCGUGUCUCUCGCACAGAGAGGUGUAAGAGGCCACAACCAAGCGACUCUGUGCGUGCCAGGAACGAGCUUCAUGCUGAGAUGUAACAGAUGUAUGUGCAGACAGUCCGGCAGGAGCGCAGUUUGCACCACAUUCAACUGUGUCGAGAGAGUGAUGGAAGUGUGUACACCUGGGAGUGCGAAAACAAUUGACUGUAACAUUUGCAUCUGCAGUCCUCAAGAGAAAUGGGUGUGUACUCAAAAGCAAUGCAAGUCAGAACAAGGCGGUGCGUCCCAUUAUCCUCAGGAGGACUGCGAAACAGAAUCAGAAGAGAUUGGUAGAGCGCCUAAUCAGCAGUGUAGGCCAGGAACGUCGUUCCGGAGCGGCUGCAGUCGAUGCUACUGCUCACCGGAUGGUAUGUCGGUUGUGUGCAGGUCCCAGCCUUGCCACGGCGUCUCUGGAACAUUACUACCAUUGCAGUCAAACUGUGGACAUAAAGAUGGAUGUAGCGGUAAUGAUCAAGUUGAUUCACAUGGAGAAAAAGGUGAAGGUGGAGGAGGUGGUGGUGGUCGAAAGGAGAAAAGUGGUGCUCUUACACUGCUGGCUGACCACCCAUGCCAGGCCGGAGAUAUUGUUUAUGAAGAUAAGUGCGUUACCUGCUAUUGUUUACUGGAUCGUGCUAGCACCUUAUGCUUAAUAAUGGAUUGUGAACCUACAGACAUUGGGUCGGGCCCUCUAGAACGCUUUGUGUUUGGCAAACCUAGCACGAGGAGCAUUCCUUUGGUGAUUAAGAGAGUGAAGUGCAGCUCGUCACCAACAGUUUUCUCGGAAGGAUGUAACUACUGCGUUUGCGAGGAUAAAAACAGCGGUCCCGUGUGCACAAACUGGCCUUGCACGGAUUCACGAAGAACUCACAGUGCUCCAAAACGAAUGAAGCGUUCACCACAGCAUUGCGAACCGUACACAGCGUAUACAAAAGACUGCAACGCUUGUUUUUGCAAUAGAAACGGCACCAACGCUGUCUGCACGAAUUUUGAGUGUAACACUGGCACACAGAGAGCUCACAGUGCUCCGAAACGAAUUAAGCGUUCACCACAGCAUUGCGAACCGUACACAGCGUAUACAAAAGACUGCAACGCUUGCUUUUGCAAUAGAAACGGCACCAACGCUGUCUGCACGAAUUUUGAGUGUAACACUGGCACACAGAGAGCUGGCGUGCCUUCAAGGCGAGUGAAACGUGCAUUGAUUUCGGCACAGUCGGCAUUGUGUCAGCCACGAACGACGUACAAGAAGAGAUGCAACACGUGUUUCUGCGAUGAGGAAGGCACUUCGGCCACGUGUACUAACUACAAAUGUGGCGCUGACGGCUUAAUAGCUUGAGUGCUGGUUACCUGUGCAGCCUUACCACCUGAGUAUGCAGUCAGCAUCGUCCCAUGCCAACAGUAGUAUUCCACAUGUCAAUUAAUAACGACAUCGACUUGUUCAAUAAUUUACACUCUGUAAUUCUUUAAUAAAAAUAAACAACUGAUAACACAGAA
Molecule: messenger RNA, 2616 nt
Organism: Schistocerca gregaria
Lineage: Eukaryota; Metazoa; Arthropoda; Insecta; Orthoptera; Acrididae
Exons: 17
Coding region: 8-2458 (816 amino acids)
Molecular function (GO): peptidase inhibitor activity
Source: RefSeq, a predicted model, not a curated record